GUUUCGAAUGUUCUUUGUUCACCAGGCAACGUUUUGCGUCAACUCCCUAGCUCACUGCUUAGGAGAGACAACCCUUCGAUGACCGGAGAUCAUCACGUGAUCGUCUGAUCACAAUGCCCUUCUAGCAUUGAGCGAAGGGUAUCAUGAUUUCCACCAUUCCUCUUCCCUCGGACUAUCGCAAUGCAGAGAAAUGGAGGCAAUAUGAUCCGACUAGUAAAUGGAUUAUCGGGAAAUAUGGGGUCAGCUUGGGCUUGCUCAUGACCUUGAGACAUUUCGCGGCCAACGAGAUUCAAAAUUGUCGCCCUGCAACAACGGCAAAAGCUUCUUGAUCAUGAGAGAAGCUGCAGCUUGAUUGGGGGAAUUCCCAU
This is a messenger RNA of Aspergillus piperis CBS 112811, 368 nucleotides long. RefSeq lists its product as uncharacterized. The record is from RefSeq and is a predicted model, not a curated record. The coding region runs from base 144 to 329 and encodes 61 amino acids. The transcript has a single exon. Lineage: Eukaryota; Fungi; Ascomycota; Eurotiomycetes; Eurotiales; Aspergillaceae.